CGCACCAAGUGGAAAAUACAAUACAGCGCAAUUUUUUCCCAUCGGGUCAUGGAUUCGUUGUCAUGGCUCAUUUUGGAUCACUUCCGAGACUAUGACAAGUGGCCUUGGCAACGUGUAAAUCCAUUGGAGCAGCAACUUGAGGAUCAUCCAUCCUUCGUGUUUGCUGAGGUUCUCUUCAUUCUCCUUGCGGGCUUUGCUUUUCUGCAUGCCACCUGCGAGACUGAUGCUAAAGAAGAACGCCGUCUGAAGCUGAUAUGGUUGGCUACUUUCAUUGUCGGCACUGUCAAUGACUAUAUUUUCAUGCUGCUCCCGGUAGUCGACAACUUUUGGCAGGCUCAGGGCUUGGUCAUGCUCACACCGCGGAUGCCUCUAUACAUUCCCUGCGUGUACAACGGCUUCAUGUAUUGGUCCACAGUAGCAGCAGCUCGAGUCUUUCAGCAUUGGCGUCCAUGCGCUAUAGCAGAAGCAAGCCUAGCAGGUUUGCUGGCAAUGAUAUUCUAUGCCCCGUACGACAUGUGUGGUGCGAAGUUUCUUUGGUGGACUUGGCAUGACACAGAUCCUGGAGUUGCAUUACGCUGGUUGGGCGUUCCAGGUGGAAGUACAGCGUGGACAAUCACUUUCACAUUUUGCUUCUCACUCUUACUGCGGCUUGGAUCCGACCUUGGCUGGAGUCAGAUCAAGACCCUUGCAUUGGCCUGCUGGUCCACACCUCUCAUGCUUGUGGUGCUGAACAUUUUCACCAUUAUUGGCUUUGACAGGGUCGGCAUGCCUGGUCCACAGACAGUUUUGGCAGCUGCUCUUUGUUUUGCAAUGGCCUGUGUUUGCCAACCAAUCCCAAAGGUUUGGCCUCAAAAGAAGGUACAUCCUCUUAAGCGUCCAGAGCACUGGUCAGUCCGUGCUACCCUGUGCAUGUAUUUUGCCACCUUGGUGCUGAUUGGUUUGCUCUUUUCACCUGAGAAGCAGGUUUCUACGGGGGUUCACCAACAGUUUGGUGAUUGCCACGCCACGGACAUUGAUUUGAUGGGCUAUGAACGCAAGCGAUAUAUAUGCCGGGAGCGCUUCCCGACAGACUACUUCCAGUUUAACUGCCCUGAGGCCGCAAGGUCAAGCAUAACACCGGAGGCAAGCAUGACAGAUAGUGUGGCUUCAUGGUACACUGUGUGUGGACGACCGCACAGAAACUACAAAAGCUGGCUUUCCGGCUUGCUGGCCUUGUGUGGACUAGGUUCUUUGCUGUUCUACUUCUCCUUCUCCCUAUGCCAGGAGUCUGUGCCGAAGCCUCCACCAGCAAAGAUGGAAAGCUCAAAGGUUGAGUCGGUUGAGGUGUCAGAUGCAAAGCUUCGCAAGAGACGAACCCGAGAGUCUACACCAGGCAAAUGAGGGCUUCAAGACGAGCCAACAUGCGGCCAAAAAUCUUGCGCUGGAUUGGCAAGUCAUUCUUUUUCUGUUUGAGCUCAGCAAAGUGACCUGCAGUGAGCAUUGUCCUAGCAGUCGUUGUUGGGAUCCUGAGCGUCCAGGGCUUCACCUACGGCCGCAGUGAGCCAGCCGAUGCAGAGGGUGCCAGGGAGG
This is a messenger RNA of Durusdinium trenchii, 1569 nucleotides long. The record is from the annotation of a GenBank genome assembly. NCBI's taxonomy places the organism in Eukaryota, Dinophyceae, Suessiales, Symbiodiniaceae.